CUGUGCGCAGUGCUCCGAAUCCUCGUGGUUAUUAGGUUCGUCAGGAGCCCAAUUAAGGUAAUCCACCGGCGUUCCAUCAGUCCAUGUCCACUUUUUGUCUUCAGGCCAAUUCUUUUGUCGUAAGCCAAUCCAAGCAAAAUAACCAUAACCCUUGGGAAGCACGUCUGUCCUUGUAAUCGCGCGUAG
Messenger RNA from Haemonchus placei, 186 nucleotides. The record is from the annotation of a GenBank genome assembly. Lineage: Eukaryota; Metazoa; Nematoda; Chromadorea; Rhabditida; Trichostrongylidae.